Nicotiana tabacum (common tobacco) is the source of this 418-nucleotide messenger RNA. The record is from RefSeq and is a predicted model, not a curated record. NCBI's taxonomy places the organism in Eukaryota, Viridiplantae, Streptophyta, Magnoliopsida, Solanales, Solanaceae.
AUGAAGGUACAGUGUAGAGGCCAACUAGUCGGAGAAACUACUUGGGAGAUUGAACAGGAGAUACAGAACAAAUAUCCACACCAAUUUGAGACUCCAGCUGAUGCAAUCACUUCUGCGAUGUCCUGGUCGCAGAAGCGAGUUAAGGGGAGCUGGGCAAGGUUGAUGGAGAAGGCCGCAGAAGCGGCAACAUUUGCAAGAAGCGCAGGUGCGGCCACUUUGCUCACAGAAGCGGAGGCAGUGCAGGCAAUUCCGGAGGGAUGUUUCACAAGCUUGGUUGGGCAUGGCCAGAAUAAGAUGAAGCACUUGAUUGCCCACCUCUCGUCCCUUUCAUGGCUUGUUCGUCCACCUUCUUCUCCUCCGGCAUCGCCUCCUCCUCCUCCGCCUCCAGCAUCUCCUCCUCCUUCUCCAGCCACGGAAG